Molecule: messenger RNA, 922 nt
Organism: Notolabrus celidotus (New Zealand spotty)
Lineage: Eukaryota; Metazoa; Chordata; Actinopteri; Labriformes; Labridae
Gene: psmb1
Product: proteasome 20S subunit beta 1
Exons: 6
Coding region: 100-813 (237 amino acids)
Cellular component (GO): proteasome core complex
Source: RefSeq, a predicted model, not a curated record
CGCUGGUGGAAAGAGUAAAAGAAGAAGCUGCCCUAUUACCGUGAUACAGCGACUUUACCGGAUCACAUUUUGAGCACUUUGAGUUGCCUUCAGGACAAAAUGAUUUCGACUCAUACUUUUGGAGAUCCUGGAAAGAUGAAAGAGUAUCAUUACACCGGUCCAGUAGAGCACCGGUUCUCUCCAUACGCUUUUAACGGAGGAACUGUACUCGCUGUUGCCGGAGAAGAUUUCGCCAUCGUCGCCUCAGACACCAGGCUGAGUGAAGGCUACUCCAUCCACAGCCGGGAUUCACCCAAAUGUUACAAGCUGACAGACACAACUGUCAUUGGCUGCAGCGGGUUCCACGGAGACUGCUUGACUCUUACUAAAAUCAUUGAUGCCAGGCUAAAGAUGUACAAACACUCAAACAACAAGUCAAUGACUAGUGGAGCCAUCGCAGCCAUGUUGUCCACCAUUCUGUAUGGCAGGAGAUUUUUCCCCUACUACGUUUACAACAUCAUCGGAGGACUUGAUGAGGAGGGUAAGGGAGCCGUGUACAGCUUUGACCCUGUUGGAUCCUACCAGCGAGACACGUACAAAGCUGGAGGAUCAGCAAGUGCCAUGCUCCAACCACUACUAGACAACCAGAUUGGUUUCAAGAACAUGGAGGGUGUGCAGCAUGUGCCUCUGACUAAGGACAAGGCAGUUCAGUUGGUCAAAGAUGUCUUCAUCUCUGCUGCAGAGAGAGACGUCUACACCGGAGAUGCACUUCGAGUCUGCGUCAUUACAAAGGAGGGCAUCGAUGAGCAGACAGUACCACUGAGGAAGGACUGAGGAGGGAAAUGUUCCUCUUUCUUUUCCACCCUCAUUAGUCUGUUCUACACUCACCCUAUUGUUUCUGCCCUCAAACAUCAGGUUUCUUUAAACAAGAGUGUUGAUCCAG